Oryzias melastigma (Indian medaka) is the source of this 2209-nucleotide messenger RNA. RefSeq names its product 3-hydroxybutyrate dehydrogenase, type 1 (gene bdh1). The record is from RefSeq and is a predicted model, not a curated record. Gene Ontology annotation, molecular function: oxidoreductase activity. NCBI's taxonomy places the organism in Eukaryota, Metazoa, Chordata, Actinopteri, Beloniformes, Adrianichthyidae. Bases 554 to 1639 code for a protein of 361 amino acids. The transcript is spliced from 5 exons.
GAUUUUUUUUUUUUUUUUUAAGCAAGAUAUUAUAUUAGUUUAGUGAGGAAAAAUGUUUACAGAAGCUUUUUAAAAGUAAAGAUCUAAAUACGAAUAACGCAUAUAGUUUAUGGAUUAUUUUUUAUUAGGUAACUAUCGACUAAAGUUGUUUUACAACUUCAACUGAAGAUGCAAUUAAGCACAAAUAUUUGCUUAGCCAAGGAAAAGUAAAAAUGAGCUUUUUGAUCAUGUAUAUUUAGUUUAGGGGAAAGUUUUCCUUUGGUGAAACUUGAAAUUACGAGUUAACGCAAACGCAUCACUUCGUCAUAUCUGUCUCUUUAUCUUCCGGGUCACCGAAGAGUGAGCCGUUAUUUUGUCAAAUUUACUAGCCUAAACCGAUAUAACAUUUUUGUGCAAAUAUUUUACGACAAACUGUGACCGACACCGCCCAGAGGGAAUAAAAAAAAAAAAAGGAAAAAAAUCGCGUCGGUGUUCUGAAGCUGGGGUUAGGGGGCGUGUCCUAUCGUCCGCCUUCAGACCUCUGCGCCUGGAAAACAAACACCAGUCCGCCAAAAUGGCUCCACAGUCUAUGUUCCGAGUGGGGCUCCUGGUGUCGUUCUCCGGUUUCCUGACGGUGGCGUUGGGAUUCGGACUACCCGCCCUGCUGAACGCGGUCAUGAGGAUGUUGGGACUCCCGGAGACGAGCGUGACCGAAUGCAUCGUUGUGGUGUACGCGCUCUUCGUACUGUACGUGGCGAUGCCCCGAAUCCCGAGAGGAUCCGUUCAGGUGAAAGGAAAAGGUGUCCUCGUCACAGGCUGUGACAGUGGAUUCGGUCACGCGCUCGCUAAGCAUCUGCACAAGCUGGGCUUCACGGUGUUUGCUGGAUGUCUCCUAAAGGAUAAAGGUGGAGAAGGUGCAAAGGAGCUGGAGGAGUUCCAUUCUGAUCGCAUGAAGGUGCUCCAGCUGGACGUCUGCAGUGACGGCGAGGUGAAGGCGGCGGUGGAGUUUAUCAGAAACAACCUGGAGGACUCUCAAAGAGGUCUGUGGGCCGUGGUGAACAACGCCGGCGUGUCCACGUUCGGAGAGGUGGAGUUCACCUCGGUGGACACCUACAAGCAGGUGUCUGAGGUCAACCUGUGGGGAACCAUCAGGGUCACUAAAGCUGUCCUGCCGCUGAUCCGCAGGGCCAAAGGUCGUGUUGUGAACAUAGCCAGCAUGUACGGGCGGAUGGGCAACGCCAUGCGCUCGCCCUACUGCGUGUCCAAGUACGGCGUGGAGGCCUUCUCGGACUGCCUGCGCUACGAGAUGAAGUCCUGGGGAGUCAAAGUGUCCGUCAUCGAGCCGGGGAACUUCGUCGUGGCCACCGGCAUCUUGACCCGGGACAUCGUGGCCACCACGGCGAACAAGCUGUGGAGUGAGGCGCCGCCGGACGUGAAGGAGGACUACGGGAAAGCCCACUUUGAGCACCUCAUGGCGUUGAUGCGCUCCUACUGCAACAGCGGGCAGAAGGACGAGGCCCCCGUCAUGGACGACAUCACAGACGCCAUCGUGUCAAAGCGGCCUUACACGCGCUACAGCCCCAUGGAGCCACACUGGUGGAUCCGAGUGCAGAUAAUGACCCACCUGCCUGGCGCCAUCUCUGACUUACUGUAUUUCUGAGAGGACACCGCUCCAAAUCAAUCAGGCCGAUCUGAUUUGUAAUAGCACUGAAAAUCAUUUACUGAUCAAGUGUUUUCUUUAAACCGUAAAUGAUGGCACUUUGCUUUUAAACGCCUGGUGAGAUUCAGACCUUUAUCUAUGCAGAUCCAUAACUACUACUCUCAUAAAUGCAAACGAAACUCAAAAUCUCUUGCUGUGAAGUAUUUUUGUGCUUAUCCUUUCAUACUUUUAUUUUUCUUGUCUCAUGGGAUCAUUCGGAGAGCCGCUGGCCUCAGGACCAAAGCUGAAAGGCUCCUGCUGUUCUUUAGUGAAUCGCCCCGGAACAAACGGAGGUCAGCUACUGAAGAAAAGAAAAAAGAAAAAAAGCCCUGGUGAGAUCUGGCUGGAGUCACCCAAACGUUACAUAAGAACAUUUUGUCUCACAGGCGCCAUGAGAUCUGGCUUGCUACUGUAAUAUUGGGAGAUUUUUACUCCUCACCCCUGACGGCACUAUUAUGUUUUUGCAAAAAAAUUGAUGACCACAAAAUUUUUUGAAAAUUAAUAUAAGAUGAAAUAAAUAUUUAAAUAAAU